AUGGUAGAAUCACCUAGCGAAAAACGGGCACGGAAAAUAUUGGAGGAUACCACGGUUCGGACCGAGUCGGGAAAGUUUCAAACAGGGCUGUUGUGGAGGUACGACUUGGUGGAGUUUCCGGACAGCAAACCAAUGGCGGAGCGGAGGUUGCAGUGCCUUGAAAGACGACUAUCAAAGGACCCAACGUUGUACGACAAGGUGAGGGAACAAAUUGAUGACUAUCUGUCCAAGGGUUACACCCAUAAAGCAACAGAACGGGAGUUGAAAGAGACCGUGCAAAAUCAGACAUGGUAUCUACCAUUGGGUGUAGUAGUAAACCCUAAAAAGCCGGAAAAGGUUCGAGUUGUCUGGGACGCUGCAGCAACGGUAAAAGGAGUUUCGCUGAAUUCCGUUCUGCUGAAAGGGCCGGAUUUUCUACAGUCCUUACCAACGGUACUUUGUCGAUUUAGACAGAGGGAGGUGGCCAUCAAUGCGGAUAUCAAGGAGAUGUUCCACCAAGUGAUUAUCAGACCGGAGGAUCGUCAGGCACAACGAUUUCUGUGGCGGAAAAAUCCGUCGGAGCAAACGGAAGUGUUUGUUAUGGACGUCGCCAUAUUUGGAGCUACGUGCUCCCCAAGUUCUGCGCAGUUUGCGAAGAAUAGAAAUGCAGUUGAAUUGUCCAGAGAGUUUCCUCGAGCUGCAACCGCGGUUUUGGAGAACCACUAUGUGGACGACUAUCUCGAUAGUGUCGAUAGCGUCUACGAAGCAGUGGAGCUUGCAAGAGAAGUCAAAACGUUACAUCAAUACGCCGGGUUUGAACUCCGACACUGGUUGUCCAAUAGUGUGGAUGUGUUGAAGCAAAUCGGAGAAAAACCGUCAGAAACUCCGAAAAAUUUCGUGAUGGGCAAGGACGUUGGGACUGAGAGAGUAUUGGGGUUGAGUUGGUUGCCGCACGAAGACAUCUUUACGUUCGCAAUACAGUUCCGCGAAAAUCUGAAGAGGUUGCUGGACGGGAAUACGUAUCCCACCAAAAGAGAGUUGUUGAGCCUGGUUAUGAGUAUUUUCGACCCUCUUGGAUUGGUAGCUAACUUUGUGAUACACGGAAAAAUUCUUGUUCAAGAAGUUUGGAGAUCCGGCAGCACUUGGGACGACAAAAUUCCAGAGUUACUGUUUGCGUCGUGGAGUCGUUGGGUACGGGCACUACACAGCCUGGAGCAAGUACGAAUACAAAGAUGUUAUUUUCCCGGAUAUGGUCCAGAAGCCUUGAAAACACUAGAAUUGCACGUUUUUGUAGACGCAAGUAUGGCUGCUCACGCUGCAGCUGCUUAUUUUCGGAUUGUGGACCGUGGAACCGUUCGGUGUACUCUUGUAGCGUCCAAAACCAAAGUGGCGCCCCUUAAGCAACUGUCAGUGCCAAGGCUUGAGCUCCAAGCAGCUGUAAUCGGUACAAGGUUGAUGAAGACAAUUGCGUCAAGUCAUACCCUUCGGAUAAAAAGGAAAAUACUGUGGACUGAUUCUAACACCGUGUUAGCCUGGCUCAGAGCGGAUCAACGAAGGUUCCACCAGUUUGUGGCGUUCAGGGUAGGAGAGAUUUUGGAAUCCACCGACGUAAACGAUUGGAGGAAAGUACCCUCAAAAUGGAAUGUUUCCGACGAAGCAACAAAAUGGGGUAAUGGUCCAGAUGCCUCUGAAGAAUCCCGGUGGCUUCGUGGACCAUCGUUUCUCUACCAAGAUGAAGCAGAAUGGCCAGGUCAUAAGGAAGAAGAAUGGAGCACAGCAGAAGAAAUGCGGAAUAUAAUAACGAUCCAUCGAUGCAGCGUAACCGGAACGGUGCAGUUUGAGCGCUUUUCCAAAUGGGAACGAUUGUUGCAAGCCAUGGGAUAUGUUCGACGAUUCCUAAAUAACUGUCUUGGAAAGAGAAACAACUUGCCGUGCCUGACUACAAAGAAUCUUUGCAGUAAAGAGUUGCAGGAAGCAGAGAUUAUGGUGUUGAAAUUGGUUCAACUUGAGGUCUACCCGCAAGAAUUUGCUGUGCUUGAAGCGCUGCAGAAAGAUUCGUCGCAUCAUCCGAAACAAAUCGAGAAGAAAAGCCGUAUCUACAAGUUGAAUCCUUUCAUCGGAGCAGAUGGAUUGAUCCGCAAGGACGGGCGAAUUGGUGCAGAUGACGCAAAGUUUCCGGUGAUACUACCGAAAGACCACUACGUAACAAUGCUGAUUAUCGACGGAUAUCACCGAAAGUUUGCACACGCAAACAAUGAAACCAUCGUGAAUGAGCUCAGGCAACGAUUCCAUGUGUCGGAGAUAAGAGUAGCUGUGGGGAAAGUAGCGAAGUCCUGUACAUUGUGUAAGGUACGCAAAGCAGUUCCACGACCACCUCGGAUGAGCCCUCUCCCGGAAGCACGUUUAACUCCCUAUAUCAGGGCGUUCACUUUUACCGGGUUGGACUACUUCGGUCCCGUAACUGUACGAGUAGGGCGCACGAACGUGAAGAGAUGGGCAGCAUUAUUUACCUGCCUCACAACAAGGGCAAUUCACCUUGAGGUAGCCUUUACGUUGUCGACCGAAUCAUGCAAACUUGCCAUUCGUCGGUUUAUAGCUCGCCGUGGUGCACCGUUGGAGAUAUACUCUGAUCAAGGACUAAAUUUCCAAGGAGCAAGGAAGGAGUUGCGCGAAGAAAUUCAGCUGAAUCAAGAGUUGGCUUCAACCUUCACAAACGCAGCCACACAGUGGAAGAUGAAUCCGCCUUAUGCUCCUCAUAUGGGAGGUAUAUGGGAGCGGUUAGUACGCUCAGUGAAACUGGCAUUGGCAGCCAUGGAGACAUCGAGAAACCCUGAUGAUGAAACCUUUCAAACCGCAUUGACAGAAGCUGAAUCCAUCGUAAACACACGGCCGCUUACAUAUCUACCCUUGGAUUCCGCAGAGAGUGAAGCGCUGACACCUAAUCAUUUCCUGCUUCUUAGCUCGAAUGGAGUAUGCCAGCCAGUCGCUAAUCCGGUCGACGUGAAGUCCACGCUUCGUGCCAACUGGAACCAUGUGCGCGUAAUGCUGGACCGUUUUGGACAAGAUGGGUUACCGAGUAUCUACCGGUCAUUGCAAGGCAGUCGAAGUGGUUCGGGAAACUAA
Armigeres subalbatus is the source of this 3102-nucleotide messenger RNA. RefSeq lists its product as uncharacterized. Gene Ontology annotation, biological process: DNA integration. The transcript has a single exon. The coding region runs from base 1 to 3102 and encodes 1033 amino acids. The record is from RefSeq and is a predicted model, not a curated record. Gene Ontology annotation, molecular function: nucleic acid binding. Lineage: Eukaryota; Metazoa; Arthropoda; Insecta; Diptera; Culicidae.